Stomoxys calcitrans (stable fly) is the source of this 664-nucleotide messenger RNA. Its product is annotated as holotricin-3. The coding region runs from base 79 to 579 and encodes 166 amino acids. The record is from RefSeq and is a predicted model, not a curated record. Lineage: Eukaryota; Metazoa; Arthropoda; Insecta; Diptera; Muscidae. The transcript is spliced from 2 exons.
AACAAAGGAGCAGUAGUUUAGUCUAAGCGAAUCAGAACUUAAGCACAGACGGCGAGCAAAAGUGCACAGACUUUAAGCAUGAAGCAAAUAGCAUUACUCAGUACAUUCACUUUGGCUUUGGUAUGCUGUACCUUGGCAGCCCCAGCUGCAGCUCCCGAACCAGUUAAGGCAGAGGGCCGCACUCUGGGAUUUUUGGGUGGUGGUCUGGGUAUAGGACUAUCAGCAGGUGUAGGUCUCAGUAGCGGUUUGUAUGGUGGCCAUGGCCAUGGUUAUGGAGGCGGAUAUGGAGGUGGCUAUGGAGGUGGCUAUGGAGGCGGUUAUGGUGGUGGUUUCGGUGCACCUGGAUUUGGCUAUCACAGGCCUGGUGGCUAUUACGGAGGUUUUGGUGGACCCUAUGGAGGAUAUGGCCAUCACCGUCCGGGAGGCUUUCAUGGCGGUUAUGGAGGCUAUCCCUUUGGCUAUGGAGGCCAUGGAGGUCAUGGAUAUGGCGGCGGCAGUAACUACUAUGGCGGCUACAAUCAUCAUCAUGAAUCUGGCUACUAUGGUGGCAGCAGUGGUGGUGGUGGUUUCUUUGGUUGAAAACCCAAGAAAAACAAAACUGUGAUUUUUACUCUCUUCCUAUACGCUCUGUAAUGUCAUAAACCCAGUCAUGCAUAUGUUAAGU